Annulohypoxylon truncatum is the source of this 991-nucleotide messenger RNA. RefSeq lists its product as uncharacterized. Lineage: Eukaryota; Fungi; Ascomycota; Sordariomycetes; Xylariales; Hypoxylaceae. The transcript has 2 exons. The record is from RefSeq and is a predicted model, not a curated record. Bases 450 to 647 code for a protein of 65 amino acids.
UAUCGUUCGCUUUAACAUGUCUACAUAGUAUUUCCCUGGAGAUUGAUCUCCGUUACUCUUACGGGAAGGUGCGCGAAUAGAACGCUAGAUCACGUCGUCAACCAUUGACUAAAACCCCUUGUCUAGACACGGAAGCAGAAGGGAUCGACGUUGGUUAGUUCUGUCAAGGGGAACAUAGCCGUGCUGCCGGGUGCGCCGGUUACAUUGCCAAUUCCAUGGCACCGACAGUAAGGCUUAACGAUGUUGGGUCCAUCGGACUGUACAUAUGUCGAUAGUAUGCUUCGAUUAUAAGCUUGGGCGGCCCGCACAUUAUCUCAACUCUCAACUCACAAUAUUAACCCAGAAUUCUGUCACGGCAUAAAUAUUCUACAUUAGGUCAUUCAUUACUUUUCAACCAUCACCGUCCCAUCUGUCUAGUCGCUCAAUUCUUUCAACAAGCUCUAUCAAAAAUGCGUGUAUCAGCAAUCUUCUUCGCCGGCCUCGCCACCAUUACAUUGGCGGCCCCUGUUGAGGUUAUGUCUGAGUUAGCUGAGCGCCAAUACAGACCUACAUACAAGGUCCAUGCAGCACUUGAAGGGAAGGAGAGCGAGGUAGAGAAGCGCCAAUAUGAACCUAUCGAGAAAGAGAUCAAGGAGAUCGCCGUGUAGGAGUGCCCACAUCGGCCCUUCCAUACGGUCUGCAAAUCGCCCGAUGGCCAGGACAUCAAGCAAAUGAGAAGAGAAAGAGGUUGAUAUGAGAUUUAUUAUAGCUCAAUAUGACAAGCAAGGUGCGGAGGAGCACAACUUUUGAGAUAUCAGUAUGAUAUAUGUUAACUCAUACAUGCUUUGUUACUUUAAUGCGAAGGUCUAGUUCAAAAGUUUCGCACAUCCAUGGAUCUUCUCAUGGGCCGAAACCGUAUAAAUUGGAACAUGAUCGCACCGUGUCGCGCCUGUCUUUAGUGACUGAGCUCCCUGAGCUAUAGUGGCUCUCCACUGAAAGCUAGCGGACAAAU